Callithrix jacchus (white-tufted-ear marmoset) is the source of this 4637-nucleotide messenger RNA. The record is from RefSeq and is a predicted model, not a curated record. NCBI's taxonomy places the organism in Eukaryota, Metazoa, Chordata, Mammalia, Primates, Cebidae.
AGAGAUGGGGGGCUCACUAUGUCACCCAGGCUGGUCUUGAACUCCUGGCCUCAAGCUAUUCUCCCACCUUGGCCUCUGAAGAUGCUGGGACUACAGGCAUGAACUCCAUCCACUCUUCUGUUGAGCAACUUUCUGUCUCUCACCCUAGGUUUCUCUCUCCCUUUGACAGCUAUCCCUUUCAUCUUGCUUCUGCUCCAAGGGUUUUGGGGUCUAAUUCUCCCAAGUUACCUGCUGGGGUUGGGGAAGAGACUGGACCUUCCCAUCUGUUACCAGCUGGGAAACCAUUCUGGGCUGUCCCAGAGAGAUCAGAGGCAAGAAGAGCAAGGUUUAAAGUCAGCCUCAAGGCUAAGGGGCUGGCCUGAGUGAUGAGAUCCAUAUGGUCAUGUCAGGCUGCUGCAGGAGAGCCCCUGUAAGUGAGGUUCCCCUUCCUUCAGCCUGGGCCCUGGGGGGCUGGGAGAGCCAGGGGUGUAUAUGCAAGUCAUGGGGCCUGAGUCAGGGCAGGAGGUUCGGCCAUCUCUGCAUCCCUGCACUGUGCCAUCUGUCUCAGGCCCUCAGCCUGCCUCAGCCUGGAGCCUGGGUCUGUUCUCUCCUGCCUGGGGGUGGGAGGCAUAAGAUAAAAUGAGGGGGUGACAGGCUGUGACUCUUUCAGUCUACCGUCUUUUCAAGCCUCCCCCUCAGGCUGGCCCUGAGACCCUUCCUCUUCCAUUCAUCCCUCAGUAGCCACAGGGAAGCUGGAGGCUCAGGUUCACUCUCUUGGGCUGUCUGUGGGAGUUUUGUUCUCCUGAGGGCCGUAUGUGAGAGUAUUGUUGCCACUGGAUUUCUCUGCUCCCUAGCUUGGUGCUCAGGGUGGGGAUGAAGACCUAACCUGCUGGACAGGAAGAGCUUUCCUAGAGACUGCCGAGAGCAGAGGCACAGCCACCCUGCAUCAGUCUCGUCCUGUGAUGAGUGAAUUACAAGGAAGAAGGCAAAGCUGGGAGACCUUUGGAGUCAUCCAGCCAGCCCCAGUCGGCGCCAUGGCGUCUGCCGAGCCCCUGACGGCGCUGUCCCGCUGGUAUCUGUACGCCAUCCACGGCUACUUCUGCGAGGUGAUGUUCACGGCGGCCUGGGAGUUCGUGGUGAACUUGAACUGGAAGUUCCCAGGGGUCACGAGCGUGUGGGCCCUUUUCAUUUACGGCACCUCCAUACUCAUCGUGGAGCGCAUGUACCUGCGGCUGCGCGGCCGCUGCCCGCUGCUCCUGCGCUGCCUCAUCUACACGCUCUGGACCUACCUGUGGGAGUUCACCACCGGCUUCAUCCUGCGCCAGUUCAACGCCUGCCCCUGGGACUACUCCCAGUUCGACUUUGACUUCAUGGGCCUCAUCACCCUGGAGUACGCCGUGCCCUGGUUCUGCGGGGCCCUCAUCAUGGAGCAGUUCAUCAUCCGCAACACCCUCCGCCUCCGCUUUGACAAGGACGCCGAGCCCGGGGAGCCCAGUGGCGCCCUAGCUCUGGCCAAUGGCCACGUCAAGACUGACUGAGUAGGGAGCGGGUGGGGGGCCUGGGGUUCUCUCAUGGAACUCAUGGACCAAGAGACCAAGCUGGCGAGGUUGCCCCAUCCAUGCCGCACAAGCCCUGCCUCGGCCAGGCCUCACCCGUGUAGGGCACACACAGCCCCCUAACCUCCGCAGGGGGAGGUGGUCAGGUGUUGGGGGAUGGGGUGUGGAGGUCGCAGAGGGACAUUUGGAAGGGUCCACGGAUCCUAGCCCAGCUCAGAGGCUGGUGCUGGGAGGCCUGUGGCUGAGCAGUGAUGGAUUAUGUAGUUGACUUUGGAAGCAGCAGGCCCUGUCCUGGCUAAGGGACGAUGAGAAUGGGGCUGCAGGUGGGAGGCAAGGCCUGACCUCCUUCCCUCCCAUCUGGAUUUAGUUGGGCUUUGGCUGGUUCCAUUAGGCAAUAUUCAGGUGCUUGCUUGCAACCAAUACCUCCCCAGGGGCCUGCUGAGCUGCAGCCGAGGAGAGACUGGGCAGCCAGGAGGCUGUGUGGCCGCAAUGCUGGUCUGCAAGGGCUGGGAGACCCUUCCUUGGCUCCUCUCCCCUCCCCCAGGGCCCUGCGCUGCUCCCUUGGCCUUCUGGGGCCCCUGUGGUGCUGGAUUCCCACCAACCUUGGGCUUUUGGAGGUUUCAAUCCCCGUGUGUUGGGUGGCUUUUUUUUCCCCCUUUUCUCGCUUGUUUUCAAGGCCUUUACCGCUAGCGGCUCUUUAUCCAUGUUGGUCACCACACCUGCCCCAUCCCAGCUCCCUAGACAGCACAGGAGCUGGAGAUGGAGCCCUGAGACACCCCCAACUCCCACCCCUUGCAGCUUUCCCUCCACUGUCCCCGCUGGCCUGAUGCCUGGGGAGUUCCUGAGUUGCGCCUCCCUGCCCCUGGUCUAGUAGGCUGGGGUAGUGCUCCCUUCUCAUAGUGGUCCAGCUGAGAAUUAACGAUGCCCUCCAAUGGACAAGCAGGCUGGGAUAGGCCCUGUGGAUCCACAAUGGGGACCUAGAGGCAAUCAGUUUGGUGGGGAAAAGGUAGAGUUCUAGGUCAUCUAUGCCCUGGCUGGUUUAUGUUCAAGCCAGAACUGAGCAGUCGAGCUCUCUAUGGGAUAGAGGAGCCAGGUAUUCUAGCAUUGGAGACUGAUGGAGAAUGAGAAGAAGAAAGAGAGGAGGACCUUGUGGCUGUAGAAGGCUCUUGGAGCCUCCUUUAUGGCAGGGUAUCAGUUCUAGUUCUGCCAUAGCCCCAGCCCUGUAGCAAAACCUCAGGGCUGCCCCUCUCCCCAAACUCCUCCCAACAAGGCUGAUCCUUUGAGCUUACUCCUUCAAUAGUAUUAACCCUGCCACACUCAUGGGCAUUGGCACCUUGGCUUCCCUGCCCCACUUUGCCCAAUGACAGGUCCAUUGCUGGCAGUGGACAGGUGACAUACUGCAGCCUACUUGGCUCUGACCUUCACUCCCCAAGGGGAGGGGUCCAUUAGAAAGUGGCCCAUCCCAUGGUACAUGGUCUCUUCUUCACCACACUAGGACUCUUAGGUAGCAAUUAGCCUUUCCCUUUUUAUGGAUCAUUACAAAGUGAUGGUAACACUUGUGGAGAGAAUGUCCUCUUCCCUGCUGGCUGUCCUGCCCAGACUGUGCAGAUAGCAUGACCCACGUUGCAGGGUGUGGUGGGGUGGGCCACAGUUGUGUCCUAGGUCUGGAGAAAAGCGUGCAGACUCUGCCUUUGGCAGGAUUUUCUGCAGUUAGCCCUGUCCAGAGCAGAAUGAAGGGUAUUUCCUAGCCUAUUUCCUGGGCAGGCUCCUCAAAUCCAGGGAUUAACUACUUUCUUCAGGGGCCAGCCCUCCUUUUGAUUGUAUUUUGGCCCCAGUUCCAAGGCUUUAGGGUUACAGAGAAUCAGGCUUCUGGUGAAAGUAGAUUGUUUUCCAUCCAUAGGUGGAGAGAUUCCAGGAGGAGAAUGUUGUCUGGCUUCCCUGUUCUCUCUGGGCAAUUGUCUCCUUGGUUCUCUCCCCAACUCCAUGUUGUCUCAGUCUCCCAGCACCCCUUCAGGCCUUCCAUGUGGGCUCCUAGACCCCACUACCCAUCUUUACACCCCCAUUCCACAACUGAGUCCAGUGACCAGCUAUUCUCAGCCAGAGCAAGCCCUUGAAUGGUCUACCGGGUCUUGCUGCUCCAGAUGUUGCCUUGUGGGCAUUCCCUGGCACAUUUACUCUCUGGGUCCUAUAAACUCCCAAGUGCAGGAGGUCUUGAGGUACACCUGUGUGCCUGGCAACAUCCAGCAUUGUGUUUCUGCUCCAUCUAGGUGUCCCAUUGCUCCAACUACCCUUCAUAGGGCAUCAAACCUCCAGCAAAGGAAGGCAACAACCCAUGACCUGACCACAGGAUCUAUGGGUUCAGAUCUCACCAGGGAUAGCCCAGACUUCAACUCUUGCUUUUCUGGGUGUCAGGGCUCCAAUCCCUUAGUGCCCAGGGACUCAAAGUUUGGAAUAAUCCCAGCCCUGCCAAGCAUUAAGGGUGCUGGUGGGGAGUACUUACCUGCUGUUCGUGAACCUCUGGUGUCCUGGGCCUCUCUCCACUGGACAUGGCAGCGUCUCUGAGUUACAGAUUGCAAUGUGCUGCCCUGCAUGGUUGAACUGCUUCUGAUGUCUGCGAGGCAUCCUGUCCCAUGUGCCCUGUCCCCUCUUCAAUGCCAGUGAGUUACAAUGGCCUAUGCUUAUUCACAGCAAUAAUAUCUAGGGAGCGCCCAUGAGGCCCUUUUGUCCUGGUCCCUCACUCUGCAUGGGUCUCUUGGGGAGGCAGCUGCUGAGUGGGUCAGUUCAUGAGAACCUGCAUUUAUGAAGCCCUGGACUGUGCAGGCAUUACCCUGGGAUGCAGACAGGUGAGAGGCCCAGCCCUUAGAGAAGCCAUGGCAGGGAGCAUGCCUUCUACCCUGGGGCCAACCAGACCUGGAGGAGCUGCAGGCCCCAGCUCUGCUAAAGGGCCUUUAAAGUGGGUGGGACCAUCUCCCAGCUGGGCAGCUCUUGAGAAGGACAUAAGACGGUUUGUGUGCCCAUUGCCUGCUCUGUGUCUCCAUUGGUCCCUCUGUCUCUUCCUUUUCACAUUUGUGCACAUAAAAUAUACUGGUGUUUGUGUUCCGA